AUGGCGGCCAUCGCUGGUUUACCCCUGCUGGGUCUGCUGCUGCUGCUGUCCCUAGUGCCUUCUCUUGCCCGCGGGUAUGGAAAUGGGGGAGGGUGGUCCAACGCGCACGCCACCUUCUAUGGCGGCGGCGACGCCUCCGGCACAAUGGGUAUGCCUUAAACGCCUCCUUUUUCUCAUCUUCUUCUCUGCGCCCCUCUGGAUCUCUCAUUUUGUCCAUUGCAGGGGGAGCUUGCGGGUAUGGAAAUCUGUACAGCCAGGGGUACGGGACGGAGACGGCGGCGCUGAGCACGGCGCUGUUCAACAACGGGCUGAGCUGCGGUGCCUGCUAUGAGAUCCGCUGCGUCAACGACCGGCGGUGGUGCCUUCCGGGCUCCAUUGUCGUCACCGCCACCAACUUCUGUCCCCCCAACUCCGCCCUCCCCAACAACGCCGGCGGCUGGUGCAACCCCCCUCAAGAACACUUCGACCUCUCCCAGCCCGUCUUCCAGCACAUUGCCCAGUACCGCGCCGGCAUCGUUCCCAUCUCCUACCGGCGGUAGCCUUCCCCCCCCCCUCGGAUCCUUUCCUCCGCCGCCGUCUUCUCUAGCGACCUUACCUCUUGUGCUAUUGUUGCAGAGUCGCUUGCCGGAAAAGGGGAGGGAUCAGGUUCACCAUCAACGGCCACUCCUACUUCAACCUGGUUCUCAUCACCAACGUCGGCGGCGCCGGCGACGUCCACGCCGUCUCCAUUAAAGGCUCGAGGGGCGGCUGGCAGGCGAUGACCAGGAACUGGGGGCAGAACUGGCAGAGCAACAGCUUCCUCAAUGGCCAGUCCCUCUCCUUCAAAGUCACCACCAGCGAUGGUCGCACGCUCGUCUCCUACAACGCCGCCCCCGCCGGCUGGUCUUUUGGUCAAACAUAUUCCGGCGCCCAGUUCCGCUGA
This is a messenger RNA of Spirodela intermedia, 922 nucleotides long. The record is from the annotation of a GenBank genome assembly. Lineage: Eukaryota; Viridiplantae; Streptophyta; Magnoliopsida; Alismatales; Araceae.